Molecule: messenger RNA, 2181 nt
Organism: Chrysochloris asiatica (Cape golden mole)
Lineage: Eukaryota; Metazoa; Chordata; Mammalia; Afrosoricida; Chrysochloridae
Gene: ADAM21
Product: ADAM metallopeptidase domain 21
Exons: 2
Coding region: 1-2181 (726 amino acids)
Biological process (GO): proteolysis; male gonad development
Cellular component (GO): plasma membrane; sperm head plasma membrane; external side of plasma membrane
Molecular function (GO): metalloendopeptidase activity
Source: RefSeq, a predicted model, not a curated record
AUGGCUGGGGGUGAGGCCUGGAUACAUAUGAGAAUCAAUCUCCAACUCCUCAGGCUUGCUGUUUUUGUCCUUUCUGAAGUAUUCGAGGUUGUAUACUCCCUACAUCAGAGCCCCCCAGAAGUGGUGAUUCCCUUAAGGUUAACUGAAACUUCCAGACAUAUGAAGGCUUUGGGAUGGUUUUCCUACAACCUGAAUUUUGGGGAGCAGAGACACAUCAUACACAUAAAGGCCAAGAAGUUGUUGGUGUCCAGGCAACUGUCUGUGUUCACUUACACAGACCAGGGUGCUCUUCUUGAAGAUCAUCCUUUUGUUCAAAGUGAUUGCUACUAUCAUGGCUAUGUGGAAGGGGAACCAGAAUCUCUGGUUACUCUAAGUACUUGUUUGGGGGGCUUUCAAGGAAUGCUACAAAUAAAGGAUAUUUUUUAUGAAAUCAAACCCAAAGGAGCUGCUAACACAUUUGAAUACCUACUAUAUAAGGUGGACAGUGAGGAGGUGCAAUCAGAAAACUGGAGAUGUGGAUUAACAGAAAUGGAAAUUGCAAGACAAUUGAAGUAUCUAAAGAGUGAAAAUUCCACUCUGGAGCAAAGCACCAAUAAUGCCUGGUGGACCUAUAAGUGGCUUAUUGAGCUGGCAGUGGUAGCUGACUAUAAACUUUCCCUUCAUUGCAACAGUAAUAUCUCAAAAGUAUUGGAGAUGGUUUUCAAUAUUAUCCAUAGAGUUGAUGCAAUUUAUAGUCAACUAGGGGUUGAAAUCUCCUUAUUAGCACUUGAAAUAUGGAAUGAAAAAAAAACAUUUCCACUUGUUAACUCACCUAAGAUGUUGGGUGAUUUUUGCAAAUGGAAGAAAAUUAGUUUUAAUACUCGGGUGCACCAUGAUAUUGCAAAUCUUUUUACAAAGAGGGGAGUUGGCCAUGCUGUAGGUUAUUCUUUCAUUGAUGGAGCAUGCAGAUUAUCGUAUAAUUGUGCAGUUUCCAGUUUCAUAAAUGACAAUUUGAACUUUUUUGCAUCUGUUGUGUCUCAUGAUAUUGGACAUUCUUUGGGUUUAAUGAGAGAUGGUACACUGUGUACAUGUGGGAGGAAAAAUUGUAUAAUGUCUGAAACAGGAAUAACUACAACUAAAUUCAGCAAUUGCAGUUAUGCUGAUAUACACAGAGUGAUUACACAAAAGACAUGUUUGCUCAACAUACGAAAUCCAGUGGACAUUAUCUUCAAGCACUGUGGUAAUGGAAUUGUUGAAGAAGGGGAAGAGUGUGACUGUGGAUCCUCAUAUAAUUGUGCAAAAGAUUCCUGUUGUCACUCAAAUUGUACUUUGAAGCUUGGGGCUUCUUGUGCUUUUGGACUUUGUUGCAAAAAUUGCAAGAUCAUGCCAGCAGGACAAGUUUGUAGGCUACAGGUCAAUGACUGUGAUCUUCCAGAGUGGUGCAAUGGAACCUCCAAUCAGUGUCCAGAAGAUGUAUACGUGCAAGAUGGUAUGCCAUGCACAGGAGGGGGCUACUGCUAUGAAAAGAAAUGUAAUAACCAUGAUGAACAGUGUAGACAGAUUUUUGGAAAAAAUGCAAAAAGUGCAAAUAAGAGAUGCUACAAAGAAAUGAACACUCGAGGUGAUCGCUUUGGUCACUGUGGUAAGAAUGUCUCUACAUACAUAAAAUGUAAUAUCUCAGAUAUCCUGUGUGGAAGAGUUCAUUGUGAGAAUGUGAGAGUAAUUCCUCUUCUGAGAGAGCAUUCUGCUGUACAGGUAACUUACAUCAAUGGUGUUACCUGUUGGAGUACAGAUUAUCAUUCUGACAUGACCAUACCUGAUAUUGGUGAAGUGAAAGAUGGUACAGAGUGUGGACCAAAUCAUAUCUGCAUCCGCAGGAAGUGUGUUAGUAAGUCUGUUCUAAAAGGUUACUGUUCACCUAAUACUUGCAGAAAGAGGGGAGUCUGCAACAAUAAAGGUCAUUGCCAUUGCAAUUAUGAUUGGACCCCACCAUACUGCCUGAUAAAAGGCAAAGGAGGUAGUGUUGACAGUGGCCCAUGCAUUAAUAGACAAGAGCAAAGGAACAAAGCAAAUUCUCUGUCACUAUUUUUGUUUCUUCCUUUAUUUUGUACAGGAGACCUGUUCCUUGUUCCCAGAGGAAAGGAUAAAUAUGGAUACCUGGGAGAAGGUCCGGAAGCAGAUGCAUUCUCAGUAUACACAUGA